UGAAUUUGGGCACGGGACCAGCGAGGUCUUGUCGCCAGCUGUCGCGUUCCUGGAUCCAAAACAGUCUGCUUCAAUGCGCAGUUGGCAUACGGCUUUUUCUGCCCCUGUCCUGAGAAAUGAGCAGCCCUGGCAAGAAAUCGCCGAAGUUUCCGAGUGGCAUCAAUCUACAGUUUGACAUUGUAAUUAUAUGAAUUAGCCUGUUACAGCUGCCUCUGCCCGUGCAUCAUAAUGGCUUUGCGAAUUCAUUAGCCACCCUGCAUUACUUAACCAGUCCAAAACUUGCCUGUCAGCCGCGGUUUUUUUACCGCCGUCUUAUUUUGUUCAGUGUCGCCUUAUUAUGAUAUUUAUAGGGUUAGACGGGACGGCAGCCUAUUCCUUUCAGCACCCUCUGAGGGAGCCACGUUUUAGAACCGCAAGCGAGAGGAUGUUGUCGGGCCCAGCUACUUGCGCCUGCUACGGCACCGGAGCCGGUUCGGUGGAUUGUGGGCAAAAUUAGUGAAACGGUGAGGGUGCACAGAGCCGGACGGUGCUGAUGGCGCGCGUGCAUCUUGCACGAUUUGCCUUCACGUGCGUAUGCCAGGGCCGGCUGGCGGCGUUCCCCACCUCCCUGGAGGGGGAUGAGGAGCGACUGCAGGGGCGGAACGGAAUGCUGCGAGUCACCGGCAGCAGGAGUGCCUGGGACAACGGGGGCGGCGGGCGGAAGGCGCGAGGGAGGGAGGCGGAUUGAGGUGAGGGGGGGCGGGCGGGAUUGGGGUGAUGGGGGGUGGGGAAGCGGUGGUGGGUGGGCGGGGUUGAGGUACGCGCGCCGUGAGACUGACUGUGGCGGACUAGCGGCGAGGGUGCUUUGGCGGUAGUUGAUUGAUGCUGGCAGGUCAGCGCCAACCACCAACACCAACACCACCGCACGCAGUCGGGCUCGGGUGCCUGGAUGGGUGCGAAGUUGGGGUGCGGCCGCGGGUGUGACACGAUUGCAUCCAUCCGGGGUAGCGGUGCGCUGUCCAGUAACUGGCGUUUGCGGCAUUUGCGGCGGGCCCGGGGUGAGGCAGGCUAACCGGUGUGCGCGACAGCAGCUCUGGGGCUGCACCGCCCGGCAGGCCCCGUGUUGGGCUUGUCAGUAAGUUUGCGGUUAGGACCGAGCUGUGGGCGGGUAAUCGCGCAAUUCCUGUCCAUCUCGCACAUUGAUGCGGAAACGUUUGGCUUGUGCGCUGGCACUUGCGGCCUUGCGGGGGUCCACUCCGAUUCCGACACGCGUCCAGUGCCAGCCACGCGCCGCCUUAGUCAGCAUGUGCGAGGCUCCCAACGGCCGCAGCUACCCUUGCGGCUGGCGCUUUGAGCGGAAGCUGACCUGAAGGACCGAUGGACUUGGAGGGGUCAGAACUCCCAAUGAGUAAGCACCGCGAUGUAUGCCGCGCGGUGCGUGUCGGAAUUCUGGCAUAGCCGGGCUGCAUAGCCGGAUGGCGCCAAUCCUGCUUUAAUUCCUUGUAUCUGAGCCGCCCGCUCUUGGCAAUUCAACACCACAAGAACUCGGCGCCGGGAAGUUUACGCAAGCACGGCACGAGUAGCAAGGUGGCAAGCGCGCGACGCGUGUCGUGUUGAGUUUUUCGCCCUGCGGGUUACUUGCCGCAUAUGCGCCAGCUUAAUAGCUUAUGCGCUGUUGCACAAUAAUUCUGCAGGAGCGUUUCAUAAGGCCGAAACAGCAUGCGCCGCUCCUGCCGCCAGGGCAAAAGUUGAGCUGAAAGGACGAGCGCACGGCGGUUAAGCUCGUCUGGAGCUGGUGCGGUGUACCUCUUGCAGUACAAUGAACCCAAGUAGUCUAGUGAGAAUGGGUUA
This is a messenger RNA of Chlamydomonas reinhardtii, 1830 nucleotides long. RefSeq lists its product as uncharacterized. The record is from RefSeq and is a predicted model, not a curated record. The transcript is spliced from 4 exons. NCBI's taxonomy places the organism in Eukaryota, Viridiplantae, Chlorophyta, Chlorophyceae, Chlamydomonadales, Chlamydomonadaceae. The coding region runs from base 533 to 727 and encodes 64 amino acids.